GUAGGAGUGCUGUUGGUGACAGGUCCAGAAGACGGACUCGCAGUGCAAGCCAUACUCCUCCGCCGAGGAGCUCUAAAAUUGUUGUUGAAAGGCUUUCAAAACAUGUAAACGAAGAUCAUCUCCAAGAGAUUUUCGGGGCGUACGGCGCCAUUGAUGAGCUUGACCUACCUAUGAACAAGCAUUUCAAUCACAACCGGGGAACUGCAUAUAUUACAUACUUUGCAGCUGCAGAUGCCGAAAGCGCAGUGGCGCAUAUGCAUGAAGGACAAUUAGAUGGGAUGGUAUUGAACGUCUCCAUAGUGCUACCUCGCCCAGAUCAAAGUCCUACUCAUCGCCUUCAAGGUCUCGAUCACCUCCGCCAAGGAGAGGAGGAGGCUCUGGAGGCUAUCGACGACGUGAUAGUCCACCUCCAGCUCGAGGAAAUGGAAGACGACGGAGAAGUCCAUCAUAUAGUAGCUACGGUACCUCUAGUCGAAGCCGAAGCCGCAGCCGUGGUCCAAGAGGUGGAAACAGGCGUUAAUACCAAUAUCGACACACAUGUAUUACAUGCACAGUUCAGAGCAAGGAGUUUAUUUGCAAUGUAAUAAAACUGGGGGAAUUCGCAGUGCUUCUACAUCCAACUCGGUGGGUGUAAGAGACUCAUGAAUGAUAUUCGAAAUUUUCCUGACCGCGAUGACGUAAUCGGCUCAAUCGCGAGCUAAGAAC
Messenger RNA from Pseudovirgaria hyperparasitica, 705 nucleotides. RefSeq lists its product as uncharacterized. The transcript is spliced from 4 exons. Gene Ontology annotation, biological process: mRNA splicing, via spliceosome. The record is from RefSeq and is a predicted model, not a curated record. Lineage: Eukaryota; Fungi; Ascomycota; Dothideomycetes; Acrospermales; Acrospermaceae. The coding region runs from base 171 to 584 and encodes 137 amino acids. Gene Ontology annotation, cellular component: nucleoplasm; ASAP complex; cytoplasm. Gene Ontology annotation, molecular function: nucleic acid binding.